This is a messenger RNA of Morone saxatilis (striped sea-bass), 3167 nucleotides long. RefSeq names its product RAB38b, member of RAS oncogene family (gene rab38b). Gene Ontology annotation, molecular function: GTPase activity; GTP binding. Gene Ontology annotation, biological process: endosome to lysosome transport; phagosome-lysosome fusion. The record is from RefSeq and is a predicted model, not a curated record. Gene Ontology annotation, cellular component: phagocytic vesicle; lysosome; trans-Golgi network. The transcript has 3 exons. Bases 213 to 869 code for a protein of 218 amino acids. NCBI's taxonomy places the organism in Eukaryota, Metazoa, Chordata, Actinopteri, Moronidae.
GCAUUGCGCGUCUCCCUAGGGUGACGAGGCGAGGUCACAAGUUCCCAAGCACUGCCCCUGAGCAGAUCACACACUUCCUUACAAGAAGGGCGGUCCCUUUACCCGUUACAAAGAGGGAGACACACGGGAUCAGGGGGACGAAGCCUCUAACUCUCUCUCAACGCUGAGCCCGAGUCGCUGAAAGCUCCUGCGUCCGAGAUCCGACAGGUGGAAUGACCAAUCACACUUCACAUACCAACGGCAUGCAGAAUAUCCGAAAAGAGCACCUGUACAAAGUGCUGGUUAUCGGAGACCUGGGGGUCGGGAAGACCUCCAUCAUCAGGCGGUACAUCCACCAGACCUACUCCACCAACUACCGGGCCACCAUCGGAGUGGACUUCGCCCUAAAGGUGUUGAACUGGGACUCUGAGACUGUCCGACUUCAGCUGUGGGACAUUGCAGGUCAGGAACGUUUUGGAAACAUGACAAGAGUGUACUACCGUGAAGCCAUGGGAGCCUUCAUAGUGUUCGAUGUGACGCGGCACACGACCUUUGAGGCCGUCGUCAAAUGGAAAGAGGACCUGGACUCCAAACUAAUGCUGGCUGAUGGACAGAGCAUUGCCACCGUGCUGCUGGCUAACAAGUGUGACCAGGGCAGGGAGUUGACCAACAACGGCAUCAAAAUGGACCAGUUCUGCAAGGACCAUGGCUUCGCCGGGUGGUUUGAGACCUCUGCUAAGGACAACCUCAACAUCGCUGAAGCUGCAAACUUCCUGGUCAAGCACAUAAUGGCCACAGAGAAUGACAUCCUGAAAAGCGUAGUACCAGACACCAUUUCACCUCAGCUAGACUCCAACAGGCAGAUGAGCUGCUCUGGCUGUUUCAAAUAAUGAAAGGAGGGAGCGAUUGGGGGGACCAUACAGAAUGGAGACACAGAAGGACAAAGAGGGACAGGCACACCACAAGAGCCUUAAAGCCAGACCUGCGGUACUGUUUGGCUUCUUUGGUCCAAACAGGAGUUGAAGACUUUAGUUUCCUGCAUGUCUGUGGUUUGUUUGUGUUCUCAGUGCCCAAUUACAGCGAACCAGAGCUUGCAAACUAAAAUCACAUGGACUCAGAAGUUACACAUUUAUUUAAUAGAGUUUUGGUAACUUGUAAGACUGUGAGUUUAAAGUUCUUGGCAGACAAACAAGUACAACUUCAGGUAGGCAUAAUACCCUUAUCUGUGCUCUUUGGCAUUUAAGUAUCAAACUGCCAACCUUACCCUUUGGGCCUCUUUUUAGCCAGUCAAGAUUAUGUUCUCUCUGAAGACAAGUUCACCUGGAAAAGGACUGGGAAGUGGCACAGAUCUGCCUGACCAAACUGAACAAGAAGACUAAAUCCUCCCAGCAUGCUUGAUGCAACACAUCCAAAGGUGUGCAUUAAUGACAGAAUGAAAACAGCAGUUUUGUUCAACUUAAAUCUGAUCUUCAGCAUUUCAAGCAAGUAUUGCAAGUGUUGCUGUCCUCGCUCUAUUUUCGCCUCUACAUGAACUGAAAAUAACUGUGGGAGACACUCAAGCUUCCCUUACAAGAGCCAAAGAAAGCAGUAUUGACCCGUUUCAGUGUAAUUAUGUGAAUUUUGCACAUGCAUUGCUUUUUUUAUUAGGAUUUUUAUUUAUUUACAAUAUGCUUUUAUGAGUGUAAUGCUGCUUAAUGUAUUAUAUUAUUCUGCUGCCUUCUUUCCUUUCUUCUUGCCUACAAUUGACUAUUGUGUAAGCCUUAUUUAAUUAGGCAAUUUAAGCAACAACACAUUUGUAUUUAUAGCAACAACUUGGUCGGGGAGAGCAGCUGCAAAGGGAGGGAGAGUUAAACACACACAAACAUCCUGGAGCUUGCCUUGUGUAACUCGUCUUUCAUGGCCAGUGGGCAGUUCCACUGGAGCAGGCCAGGUUUUUCUUAUCAAAGGUGUGACACCCCUCCCACCAGCUUGGAGACUGUUCUGGCCAGCCUCAGGGGGUGGGAGGUAGUCAGCUGAUUGAGUUCACCUGGGCCCUUAGGCUAUAAAAGCUGCUCCUUGUGCUUCUUCCUGUCUUUCCCUUCCUAUAGCUUACACCCACCCUGCAUUGCUUUCUUGUGGUUUGCGCCUCCGUAUCAAAUUAACCACACAUCCAUACACUGCUGACAUUGCUGAUCCACACACUCCAUUAUUCAUUUGUGUUAACUUUAGUUUAAUAAAUGAGUCUUGUUAUAAGUGAAUCUCUUUUGUUGACUCCCUCCCUGUUGCAUUCCCUGAGCCGGUUUUUGACAAAGGCUUGUCCGACAUGUUAGUUAAUGGAAGAGAGUGGUUGUCCUUCUCUCUAAAGUUUGCUGUCAUAACUACGAUAUUUGGCUGCAACAAAGUGAUUUCUGCUUUCUUUUUUUAUAUAUAUAAUUGGCUAAUUUGUGUAUGUGUGUUAUUUUUCUUCAUCAGAGAGAAAAUGUGUUGAUUGUCUGGAUGUAAACUGGACAUUCUCAUGAGUUCAUUUGCCAAAGUCGAACCCUCUGUAUCCAUGGUAACUAGAUCAAGUCUUUUUUAUGGGUAUCCUCUAACGUCUGUGUGAAGCUAUUUCUCGCUGUUCUCACAACCACACAGACACAGAUGCACGCACACACCCAUACAUACACACACAUAUUUUUUUUCCACUCCAUGUCCUUGUUCCUUUUUUUUACCUCAUCUUUCUCCUCUCCCACUCCGUUCCAUCCUUCGUUAUUGUUUCUUAUCCUUAAAAACUCUUUGUCUUCUCUCAAUACGGCUGCUUCCAGUGUCCUUCUUUUACAUGUCCCCUGUCCCUCUUUUCCCUCAUUCUCUGAUUCACAUACAGUAUGUAAAAUGCAUUAUAUAAACCAUGCACAGGCUCCACUACACACCCACAGAUGCAGUACUUUUAUUGAUCUGCCAACAAGUGGACUUUGGUCAUGUAUGUGGAGUUGUGUUCCUUUUUUUGGUGACCGUCCACCUCUGUAUUACUUGAUAGUAGUGUCUUCUGUAAAAGGCAAGGUAGGUAAAGUGGGAUAAAAUCAAUUGCAUUAUGUGGACGUUUACAUAAAUUUCAUUAAGUGUAAAAUGACAUAUGUUACAUUGUUCCCUCUGGUUGCUAUUCUUUAACAGUGUUUUGCACACUGAUCACAACAGUGUCAUGUUAUUGUGUCAGAUCAGUAAUUUACAGC